UCUACUUUACCGUGCUAGCCCACUAGUGGUGCUGCCUGGCUGCUACCGUCACCGGCUGCGCUACCCUCUUUUUUUUGGUCGUUGGUGGACUUGAAUCGGCCCAUUCUUGUCCGUUCCCGUCGCAAGCCCCACGGCCGUUUCUGUAGUUCGAUUGUCUGCGCCGCACCGCACCGCGGAUUCUUCCUGUUGCUUGGCCUUGCGCCGUAGCACCAGCAGCCUGCUUUGGUUUAGCCCUGUGACAGAGAAAAGGUUCCGCUGCAGUCGGCAAACUCUGGGAGGCUAGCAGUCCCGCGUCCCACCCUGUGCAAAGAGAGAGCACUUGCUCAGAAGAGGGAAGGGAGGGACAAAAUGCUGUUGAAAGCAGAAAGCUAGCUGUCACCCUCCCCCCCUCCUCUCUCUUGCCUCCCACCCUACCUGAAUUCCUUAAAAAGUAACACGGUUGGAUUAAGUGGAAGAAGCCGUGUUGAGAUCGACCCUCUUUUUUUCAGUUAGAGAAAAGCGACAAGAGUGACUACUUGACCAGUCCAGACAAAAACCUGGUUCCGUUUCGGGGAGACACCGUACCUGCCCCCCAAGCAUUAGACGGAUCGAGUACAAGUCCCCUCUCCCCUCCCAUCCGCUCCCGCAUCGUAUCAAAUACCCCUUCCAUCGCUCUUCUUGUACUUUUAACUUUCUGGUACCUCAACCUUACACCAAACUUUCUUCCUCCAUUUUAUUGUCUUUGAUUUCUUCAUCACGCAUCGCAGGAGAUGCACUUUUAACAUUCAUCCUUGCAGCAAAGUAUCUCUACUUCAGCGGGUCCUCCCAAGGCAGACAGACUGCUACAUCUUUGCACCAGUCUUUUCACUGCCACCAUUGUUCAAUCUUUUAACCCUCUCCAUUCAUUGUUUCUCGUCCCCUUCUUCUUCCUCUUAUUUUUCUCCAGCUCCAGCCCUCUUCAAACGUAUCAAGCACGCUACUCUUCAACGCGUACUUGACGAGCCCUCCUCUUAUUGCCAAUCUACACAUUGUCUUCGAGCGUCUUCUUUGUCAAGAACUCUUAAAGUCAUUUCACCGCAAGCUUCCGAGGCAAAUCCUCAAAGUUAACAUUGCCUUUUGCAAUCUUGCAACGCAAAAAAGACAUCACCACUUCCUCUCAGCAUGUCUUCUCAGUCCAGGACGCUGCAGCCAACGUUCAAAGGCUAUAUAGGUACCACGCUAGACGCCCUGGUCCUCUUUGAAGCCUGUCUUGCCGGUAAGCUUGAUCAUGUCGCCAGACGACCUCACGACCGUGAGAGACAGGACCUCAUCAAGAGUGGCAACAUUUUCAUUUACGAGGAGCAUUCUUCCGGAAUAAAGCGCUGGACUGAUGGUGUUUCCUGGAGCCCUAGCCGCAUUCUUGGCAACUUCCUCAUCUAUAGAGAGCUUGAUAAGCCUUUUCCUCCGGGGGAGAAGAAGCGGGCUCUCAAGAAGAACAAGAAGAUCCCUCAAGGCAUUGUGAAGCCAGAGGAUCAACUUCCAAUGAUGGGCGGUAUGGAAAUGGAUUCUCUUAACGCAAGGCAAGCUGCUGAACGAGCGCUUAUCGGAUCCCUCGUUGACUCGUAUGCUUUCAAAGAAGAUGGCCUUGUGAAGAAAACCAUCAGCGUCACCCAUGGAGGUGUAUCUCACCAUAUGGUGAGCUACUACAAUGUUCGCGAUGUUUUGGAGGGAACACUCGCCCACCCCACCAAGACCCCAGGUCUGGAAGACUGUGUCCCUCGACCAGAAUUAAUCAUGUCCCAGAACUUUAGAGCUCCUGUAGAGGAGUCGGAGAUGGGAUCCUUUGAUGCAGGCCAGCAGUCCAUGCUUGCAUCCUUCUCCUCCAUGGGAUCCGGAACCAAUCCUGUGCAUCUUAACAUGAUGAGGGAACAGGCAGCGCAUCGUCAUCGGGGCUCACAAGAUAUGCAUAGCCAUCCGAUGAUGGCGCCUCACCUUCAACAGCCUGUCCUCCCUCAUCCUAUCCAUCACGCUCAGCACCAUGAGCAACAUGAAUCAAGCUUUCAUCCUUCCCAUGCUCACAAUAGCCUACAAGGGCCAGGGUCUAACCCAGCUUACUCCUUUGGUCCUCAUAACAUGCCACAGCAGCCGGGACAAGCGCAACUACCUCCACCAAUGCAGCACAUGGGAACCUUUGUGCAACACCCGACUCCGUUUAACAUGGAGCCUCGCCAAUACCAUACUCAUGAGCCAUCUCGAGCUUCUGAGUGGCCUUAUGAGACGUCCGAGACUACCGCUGAUGAUCAGUACUUUGUUGGGAGCCAAGCUGCCUUUGGCACGACCCCCAACUACUGGAGCACCUCAGCGAAUGGCAUGUAAGGUUGGUCCAGUGUUGCAGGCAACACUGCGCAGCCACGGACUACUUCUUUUUCUGUCUUCUUGUACACACUUUGCCUGGGGUCUUUUUGGGUUGCUUUCUGGUUGCUUUUUUCAUUGGGGGUUUUUGUUUGUUAGAACUCUUGCCUCACGGCAUCUCUUGUUUCCAAAACGGAGUCUACGUAAUGUAAAGAUACCAAGGCUAGGGUUAAAUGGAGUUUUCUUUUCCUUAUUUAAUUUUAUAUUCUCAUCUUUUGUCUCUCGUAUAAAACACUAUAUACUGUGCAAAGUAUCCCAUAUGAAUUUUAUAAUCUAUUUUCCU
This is a messenger RNA of [Torrubiella] hemipterigena, 2653 nucleotides long. NCBI's taxonomy places the organism in Eukaryota, Fungi, Ascomycota, Sordariomycetes, Hypocreales, Clavicipitaceae. The record is from the annotation of a GenBank genome assembly.